UUUACCUUCGAAUUAUUUUUUAACACGAUUAUACAGAGUUUAACAUUAGUUUCUUUCUAAGUAAGUUUAGAUUACAAAAAACUAAAUGUGUCAGUCUUCGAUUAAUAAAAUUAUCAACAAUUAAAAAAAUUGCUGUCUUGCGAGUAUGCUGUUCUGUCAAGUGAAAAGAAUGAAAGGCCUCACUGCCUCACUAACAUUUUCUCUCAUAUAAGUUCCGGAAGUCAGCUGAUUAGUAGAAACAAAUGUAGUUACACACAAGUCUGAUAUUUUUACACGUUUCUUUUUCAACAAACCUAUUUAAUCAUUCAUAAUAGUAUAUAGUAAUUUACAUUGAGUUUUAUUAAUAUAAACACAAACGACAUUGAGAAAAAUUCUCUUAGCUCUUUUUCACAAUAAGAUAAUCAAACAUUUACAAAAUAUCAUUAUACGCGUUACGUUAUACAUUUAUUAUUUGUCUGAAAGGAAAUACUAUCUAGAGUUUCUUUUAAAUUAGGAAUCAUCAUAGUAUAGUGUACAAAUAAUGUAUUCUUACACUUCAAGGAAAAUAUCAACCAAUCGUAAAGAUUCGUAUAGCUAUUUGUGCACUUAGCUAUAAUAAAUCAUAUAUUUAUAAUAUAUAUAGUAUAAUCAAUGUAAUUUAUAUAUUGAUAUUUAAAUACUAUGACUAAAUUAUAUAAUUAAUAAUAUGUUUCAUAAAAAAAAUUCAAUAAAAAAAUUGCAAUGUUAUGAUUUCCAAACAUUAGAUAUAUUUACUAUACAUUAUCUAGAAAUUUAGAUAACGUCAAAGGAAUGAAUAUAAAAAAUUCAAGAUCGUUAGUUUCUAGAAUCACAUUGUUUUGUUUUGAUCAAGAACAAAUUCAAUCAUUUUCUAUUUACAAUUAUUUAGAUUUUAAAUAUUAUAAGAUUAUUUUAUAGAAAACUAAAGGAAAUAAAAUUUUCUUAUAUACAAAAAUUCUGUAUUCAGAUUUUAAACGAGCUGAAUGAAUGAAUCAGUUAUGAUUCUAUACAUAAAUAAAUAAAAUAUUAUUGAAUUUUUGUGUACGUGUGAUCAAUUCAAUUAAUUAAAUAGUAUUCAUAAUGAAUAUUGUUCGAAUUAAUUCGAGAAAUGUGAUUUUUAUUCUUCUGGCGAUUUUUUCGACUACUGUCAAACAGGCUCAUAUGGGUUAUGAGACUGCAAUUAAAUAUGCUCAAAGAGAAGCUAAUGUAAACUCUACACCAGCAUAUAGUAGUACAAAGGAAGAAAUUUCAAGAUUAUGUCCAAGUGGUAUUACUUGUUCACAAUUAAGUGGAGAUUGUAUAAAAUGUAAUUUAGAUCCUAAUUGUGUAUAUGGAGCUGUAUAUGUUGCUAAUUGUUCUGUUCUAGAACAUAUUGAUUGUGUUGGUGAGCAAUCCUUUCAAAAGAAAUAUAUAUGUCGUUACUGUUAUCAAACAGAACAUUGGGAGCAUGAAUGCCAUCAAAAAAAUUCUUGUAGUUCUGUUGCUUCUCCACGACAAUAUUACAGAACAAAUUGUACAGUAAAUGGUGAUAUAUUAUGUCUAGGAAGACGUAAAUUUAUGAAAAAUUUAUUAUGCAAUUGGACUGUGGGAUAUCGUUGGUCUACUGCUUUAAUUUUAAGCAUCACAUUAGGAGGCUUUGGAGCUGAUCGAUUCUAUUUGGGUCAUUGGCAAGAAGGAAUUGGUAAAUUGUUUAGUUUUGGAGGACUUGGAGUAUGGACAUUAAUUGAUGUAAUGCUUAUUUCUAUGAGAUAUUUAGGUCCAGCAGAUGGAUCAUUAUAUAUUUAAAUAGAUUUAAAAACAAUCAUAUUGUAUAUAAAAAAAGGAGAAAAAUUUAUAAUUUCAACAUUAGUUUUAUAUAUGUAUAUUACUUAUUCAGUCAAAUAGUAGUAUUUAAAUAAAAUAUGAGAAUUUUAUUUAUCACUUUUCAAAGAACUGAAUUGUAAUGUGAUAUGUACAUACAUAAAUCAUUAAAUAGAAACUUUCAUAAUCAUAAGAUCUUUAUUAUUAUAUAAU
This is a messenger RNA of Apis cerana (Asiatic honeybee), 2010 nucleotides long. RefSeq names its product TM2 domain-containing protein 3 almondex (gene amx). Lineage: Eukaryota; Metazoa; Arthropoda; Insecta; Hymenoptera; Apidae. The record is from RefSeq and is a predicted model, not a curated record.